GCGCCGCCGCCCUCAGUCUGGCUCCGGCUGCGCUCGGCGGCGCUUCGAGGAGGAGACGGCGGGAAGGACGAGGGCGGAGCAUGGCUCUCUCGGUGCCCGUCAACGGGCUGAAGGAGGAGGGCGGCGGCCGGGAGCCCCUCAUCGAGCUCUUCGUCAAGGCCGGGAGUGACGGCGAAAGCAUCGGGAAUUGUCCCUUUUCCCAGAGACUCUUCAUGAUCCUGUGGCUCAAAGGAGUUGUAUUUAGUGUUACGACAGUUGACUUGAAAAGGAAGCCUGCAGACCUUCAGAACCUGGCUCCAGGGACUCACCCGCCCUUUAUUACGUUUAAUAGCGAGGUGAAAACGGAUGUAAACAAGAUCGAAGAAUUCCUUGAAGACGUCCUCUGCCCACCCAAGUAUGCAAAACUUUCACCGAAACAUCCCGAAUCAAACACCGCGGGGAUGGACAUCUUUGCUAAAUUUUCAGCAUUUAUCAAGAAUUCCAGGCCGGAAGGAAAUGAAGCUUUGGAGAGGAGCCUCCUAAAAACUCUGCAAAAGUUGGACGACUAUUUGAACACACCUCUUCCGGAUGAAAUUGAUGAAAACAGCAUGGAGGAUGUGACCGUUUCCACGCGCAAAUUUCUGGACGGGGAUGAGAUGACACUAGCAGAUUGCAAUUUGUUGCCCAAACUACAUAUUGUCAAGGUUGUGGCCAAAAAGUACCGUAACUUUGAAAUCCCCAAGACAAUGACUGGGAUUUGGAGAUACCUGGCGAAUGCCUACAGCCGCGACGAAUUCACCAACACCUGUCCCGGAGACAAAGAGAUUGAAAUAGCUUACAGUGACGUAGCAAAGAGACUCACGAAAUAAGCGUAACGAAAAGCUUAUUUUUUAACAGACAGGCUCCCUUUUUUUGCCCUUUUUAAGAUAGCAAUUUACUUUGCAUGUCCUUGCAGUUACUCAGUGUUACAUCAGGUAGGAACAGGUACAGUCAUGUUUUUUGGUUUUUUUUACAUAUGGAUAUUAUUAUUAUUAUGCCACUUUAUGGUUUGGUCUCCUGCGGUGAAGGCGAGUGCGGUGUUUCGUGUUGCCACGAAGCGGUUUUCGGGGUCUUGUCCAGAAUAGUCCGGAGUGGGAUCCUUCUUCCUUCUACAAUCUGGAGCCCAUGUUGGUGUAUUAUUCGGGUUUUGCGACAAGAGGGAAGGAAGUGGCAAAGAUUUUCCUACACUCGGUUGUGUUAGACAGGAUGUUUGAACGCUCUUGGCUUCUUGCUCACUCGGAAGGAGGAUUUCUCCUUCCCAUUUUUGAUGAUGUGUUUCACAUGCAGAGAGUUCCAUUUCCACUUGGACAACAUCCCCAAACUUUGGCCUAACUUUGUCAGUCAAGGGACAGUGCUACUUCUUAAUAUUCCAGAUCAUAUGAAGAGGCAAUUAGAUUUGAGAGCAGGCAUGGGCAAACUCUGGUUUUCCAGGUGUUUUGGACUUCAAAAGUGUGAGUAUCUGCCUGCGUUGUAUGUAGAAUCCAUCUUCUUCUCUCCUAUGUGACUCAGUGUAUCUCCCUGCAUUGUAUAAUCCAUCUUCCUCUCUCCUCUGUGACUCAGAGUGAGUAUCUGCCUGCGUUGUAUGUGGUUAUCUGAUCACUUAAGUAGCUGAGGGUUUUAGGAAUUCUGGGACUUGACCAAAACACCUGGCAAGCCAGAGUUUGCCCAUCCCUGCUUUAGACUAAUUGCAGGAUUGUUAGGAUGGUCUAUGGAGCACACGUGGCUGGUGGUUCGAGGGUUUUAAAGUGAACUUUUGGGGUGUUUUGCGGAAGUUUUGCACACUAGUGCAACUGAAAUAGUGCACCACAUAGACGGUUCGAGCAGGGCAUCAAAGGUAGUUGCACUAAAAAGAACUACUUGCAAAGUGCACGGCUCUUUGAACACGUCAAGCACCGGGGAUGGUUGCACACCAAGAUGGGAAGUUCACUUUGCUGUGCCCUUUAGGCAUCGGUGGAGGUGUCACCUUUGUAUUUUUGCACAAAUCUCUUCUUUCAAUCCUCCAUGAGAACCUGGAGGUGGAUUUUCAUCAUCGACAUCCGAAUUUGGCCCUUGUUGUGGUGAAACACUACCCCAAAAGCUUAUAAGACACGUGGCUUCUUUGGAAAAGCGCUGAGCGCCGUGGUUCUCAACCUGUGGGUCCCCAAAUGUUUUGGCCUUAAACUCCCAAAAAUCUCAACAGCUGGGACUUCUGGGAGUUGUAGGCCAAAACACCCACAGGUUGAGAACCAUUGACUGAGCAGUUUGUCAAUAAGUAGACUUUGUUUCCAAGGUCUGCCAGACCAUAUAGAUGAGCACAAAGUUUCCCUCAAGAAGUAGCUACUCUUCCGUUGCUUGAGGUAGACGUACAGAAAACAUUUUCCAUCCCAUUUUAGUAAAAUUUGGUCAGAAUCUUGCUCUGAGAGUGACUUUAUUUUAAACAAAGUGCAAGUGGCCUUCACAAAACCAGUUUCUUUGCCUUACUAGACCUCGUGUGUAACCCUGUUGUGUUGAUCCUCACCUUCGAAGUGAGGUGAGCAUGACGUUUCCAGGUCCCUUGUGACUGUUACUACCCUCUCCCCAAUUUUGCUCACUAACUUCACCCAUUUUUCACGGGAAACUCUUCCGUUAGUCUCCCCUGACCGCACACGAUUCAAAGUAACUGUGCUUCUUUCAAUGGAUUGCUGCUUUAAUCUGAGUUUCCUUUGUCGGCAAAAGCAACGCUCGGCUUUUGUAUUGUAUUAUUAGUAGACGUAACCACGGGUCUUUCUUUCCAGCAGUUGCAACUAACGGGGAAGGGUUUUGUCCUGUGCGAAAGCACAAUCGCUCGCGUUCUGUAAAGCUCUUCCCAAGACUUUUUUUGAAAAGGGUAUUCCAAACAAACAAACAAAUAGAUACCUAACCUGCUCUCUCUUGGUUGGGCUCAAAGUACAGAACGGGCAGGAUGUUGGAUUUGUCUAGAGAGGAAUACCUGCAGUCUCUGUAUGACGUAUUGUAUUAUGCUUCUCUUUUCACUUUUCUGGAAUAUCUUUUACGGAUAUACCGGCAAACUGCUGGCAGCUAUUGUUUUAAAAAAUAAAAUAAAAUUUAUAUUUUCACUUAA
Molecule: messenger RNA, 3097 nt
Organism: Anolis carolinensis (green anole)
Lineage: Eukaryota; Metazoa; Chordata; Lepidosauria; Squamata; Anolidae
Gene: clic4
Product: chloride intracellular channel 4
Exons: 6
Coding region: 81-848 (255 amino acids)
Source: RefSeq, a predicted model, not a curated record